Molecule: messenger RNA, 660 nt
Organism: Strongylus vulgaris
Lineage: Eukaryota; Metazoa; Nematoda; Chromadorea; Rhabditida; Strongylidae
Source: the annotation of a GenBank genome assembly
AUGAUUUAUCGAGAAAUCAAAUUGUUGCAAAUUAUGAGGCACGAUGGUGUAAUACGGGCGAUUGAUCUCUACACACCAAACACAGUGGAGCAUGAGUUUAAGGAUGUAUAUGUCGUUACGGAAUUCGCUGGCGAAAGCAUUGUGAAGAUAUUGCAUGAUCAGAAAGUUACCGGUAGGACCCACAUUACUCCAGAGCACGUUCCUUUCAUCAUUUACCAACUGCUGAGAGUGCUGAAAUAUAUACACUCGGCAAAUAUUAUUCACAGAGAUCUGAAACCAGGGAACUUAGCCUUAACCUGUGAUAGUGACCUUACUGUUUUGGAUUUUGGCAUGGCACGCUCACUGGAACGUACGGAAACUUCUCUAACUCAAUAUGUGAUGACACGCUGGUAUCGUAGUCCUGAAGUGAUUUACUGGAAUAUUGACGGCUACAACGAAAAAGUGGACGUCUGGUCGGUUGGUUGCAUCACUGCUGAGCUUAUGCUAGGAAAACCUCUCUUUCCGGGAGAAGACACAAAUGCCCAGUAUGAGAUGAUAACAACUUUAUGUGGAAGUCCGGAUGAAGAGCUCAUGAGAAAGGUUCGUACGCUAUUAAUAGCUUUAUAUUCUUUCCCAACAAAAAUCGCUGAUGUUUGCGUAAGAUUGCAAAGCACGUGUUAA